Silurus meridionalis is the source of this 3447-nucleotide messenger RNA. RefSeq names its product taxilin gamma (gene txlng). Gene Ontology annotation, molecular function: syntaxin binding. Bases 229 to 1626 code for a protein of 465 amino acids. The record is from RefSeq and is a predicted model, not a curated record. Lineage: Eukaryota; Metazoa; Chordata; Actinopteri; Siluriformes; Siluridae. Gene Ontology annotation, biological process: regulation of cell cycle. The transcript has 9 exons.
UCCCGUAAUAUCAACGAUAAAUGGACGCGCUGAUCCGACUCUUAUCUAAUGGAUGUACCAGGGGUCCGUCACAUACAGUGUUAUUUAUUUACCAAGGAAGUAGCUAAGCUAACCGGGCUAGAGAGCGUGGGAAAAACAUGAACGGACCUGCGCUUUUAGAUUAGACCGUAAUUCAUGUAAUUGCUGUGUGUUAUUCGUGUGAAAACAAUAAAACAGUACGCGGCUAAUAUGAUGGAGACGACCGGUGUGUGCGGGAUGGAAGCAGCCACACGUGGCUUGGUCGAGGGUAGCAGUUCCCCUCCAGCUAGUGUGACCCCUUCUCAAGGUGAGUUUGGCGGUCUGAUUAAAACCUGCUGCAACGAAGCAGUAAGAGGAGAGACCCCCGGUAGAGAAGAUUGCCGGCUUGACCCCCUCGAAGGAGAACUGGACUCGAGCAGCGAUCAGAACAAGGACAAAAAUAUGUUUGGAAAAGAGGUGCUGUUACUGAUGCAAGCUCUUCACACUUUAGUCACACCAGAGGAGAAACUUGCUGCUCUUUGCAAAAAGUAUGCUGACCUGCUAGAAGACAGCCGCAACAUACAGAAGCAAGUAAAGGUUAUGCAGAAGAAGCAGACGCAGGUCCUGAAAGAGAAGAUCCAUCUUCAGAGCGAACACAGCAAGGCUAUUCUGGCUCGCAGCAAGCUGGAAAGCCUUUGCAGGGAACUACAGCGACACAACAAGACCCUGAAGGAGGAGAAUGCACAGCGCUUCAGAGAAUACGAAGAGAGGCGCAAGGAGGCCACGCUUCAUUUUCAGAUGACCCUUAACGAGAUUGAAACGCAGAUGGAGCAGCACAACUUCCACAACACCAAGCUGAGGCAGGAGAACAUGGAGCUGGCUGAGAAACUCAAGAAGCUCAUUGAGCAGUAUGAGCUACGGGAGGAGCACAUCGAUAAGGUGUUCAAGCACAAGGAGCUACAGCAGCAGCUGGUGGAUGCAAACCUUCAGCGGACGGCUGAGCUGAUCAGAGAGGUGGAAGAGAAGCAACAGAGGGAGCGAGAACGUCUCCUGAAAGAUGCCACAGAAUCGAGACACAAAUGUGAGCUGAUGAAGGAGCAGGAGCUUCAGCUGAAGCAGCAGCUUACUCUUUACAUGGACAAAUUCGAAGAGUUCCAGACGACCCUCGCCAAGAGCAACGAAGUGUUCACCUCCUUCAGACAGGAAAUGGAGAAGAUGACCAAGAAAAUCAAGAAGCUGGAGAAGGAGACCACUCUUUGGAGGACCAAAUGGGAGACUAACAACCAGACCCUACUGCAGAUGGCUGAAGAGAAAACGGUGCGAGACAAACAGUACAAGGCUCUCCAAGGGAAACUGGAGCGUCUGGAAAAGCUGUGCAGAGCCCUGCAGAAGGAACGCAACGAUCUGAGCCAGAAGCUCGGAGCCCUCCAGGGCCCAGCAAAAGAUCCACAAGAGGAAGGGACGGGGCCUCCGGAUCCCCAACCAGAAGAAGCUCUCCUCCCGCCUGUGAAUGUAGUGACGGAUGUAGAAGUAGCGAGAGAAAUGGAAUGUUUGCUCCCUGAGACAGAGAGGACGACGCAACAACCGCACACCAAGGAAUCAACCAGAGAGCAUCUUAAUAAUGACUGAGCCAGACCCUUUUGAGGGACGAUGAAUUUUUUUUGUGGAGGUAUAUAUUUUUGUGUAAUAGUCAAUAAUUAAAGCAAACAAACAUCAUUAGUAUGAAAACGGCUCUGUACACCGGUGAUUGGCUUUGUGAUGAGCACUUUCUACUCGCCUUUUUCUAUGUGUAUUUUUUAUUUUUUACCCUUAGGAAACGAGUGAUGCGGUCUGACCGUGGCUGUUUUUAGGUUUUGUGUAGGUUCCACCAAACCCCGACCCCCCGCUAACACGUGCUCCGUUUUUUUUUUUUUCGAUCAAAUGUAAGCUCUCGGACCUGCCGUCUAAGGUCGAAAUAAAUGCUUUUCGAAUGUAGUGAUAUCCUGAAUAAGUGAUAACCUUCUGUAGUUAACUAAUUAACUGUGCAGUCAGGUUUAAACGGAUGGUUCACCCCGAACGACAACACAAAGAUCUGAGUUGUUAUUCCAUUUAAUUACACAUUUAAAAUCUUAAAUUCCUGGUUCGAUAUUAUAUUUUUUCCCCUGUAUCUUUUCUGAUGUGGGAUCCUCAGAAUUAAGGGCUACGUUUGAUUUAUCAGGGCUGCUAUUGAACACAAUGGGAUUGGUUCGUUCAUUGACAUUCCCAAUAAGACUUGUUUACAUAGACAUCUAAGGUACAGUCAAUUUUUUUGCAGAAAUGAUUGAAUGUUCCCUAUUUAGAUAAAAAAAAAUAUAUAAAAGCAUCUAGACACAUUGAGAAAUAAAAACGGACCACCUCGAGCUUCCGAAUGCUUCGUAAGUUUGAUCAAAUAUAUAGGGCGAAAAAUCUUCGGUUUAAUCGUCCAAAUAAAUGCAAUGGUGAAAACCUUAAUUUUUAUAUUUUUUUAGUUCAUAGAAUGUGAAAUGCUGUGCAGCUGUUUGAGAAAUUUCAUUCUCUGUUAAUGAAACCGUCAGUAUGAAUGCUUUGCUCUAGCUGUCUUUAGUGAGGCGCUCGGCGUUAUAUCCCGGGAAUCCGCUCACCGUUGCUCUCAAAAGAGGCCUUGAUAUCUUUGAUACUUGCUCAGAAACAAUGAAUGUUUUAUGCCCCUCUUCCCCCAGAAGCAGCUGUUUGGAUGAUAAAAUGUGAACACGGUCGCACUUAAUCACACUAUGUGAAAGUCUCAUGGUGGAAUUAUGCGAAGUUUAUACGACAAGUGGGCUUUAACUUUCAUACGGUCGCUAAAGGGGAAGACAGGGUGAUUAAGAAUGUCCCCUCAGGUUUAUAUAGAGCCACACACACCAACAUUCCAAUACUUUUACACAUUACUUGUUAACUGGAUCCCUUUUUAUCUGCACACAUGACCACUGUAAAAACUAAGAAGGGCAACUUGAGCCAUCCAGCCAUUAAAAUAAAAACUAGAAAACCCCACACAUGAAGCGCUGAGAAUAAAUCUAAAGCAGCUGGACCCCCAUCAGCCUCAGAGGUUAGGAAAGAUUUUGUUACACCACUGACUGAUCAUUUUGCUUGAAUUUGUUCUAUUUGUUUUAAGAUAAAAUGUUCCUGGUUUGUAUGUUCUGACUCCUAAUUUAUAACCCAGCACAUUACAAGGUUGAGAGUGUAAUUGUAGGGUUUGGUGUUCUGGUACUGUUCCCAGUUUCUCAUUGACUUUGCUGUUGCCCCAGUUUGAAUCUCAGGUUAUGCAAGAAAUCUACCUCCACAGGCAAAACCAACUGUGAAAGAGGCUAAAGGCAGCGAUUUGCUAUGUUUGUCGACCCAACCACUCCCCCCCCAAUAACCUACGCAGUGUCCCGUUCCGAGACCGAACGCUAUUGUAGCCAUGUUUUACUUUUCAAUAAAAUGUUUUGUAGAUUU